Messenger RNA from Pistacia vera, 1737 nucleotides. Its product is annotated as tRNA:m(4)X modification enzyme TRM13 homolog. The record is from RefSeq and is a predicted model, not a curated record. The transcript is spliced from 9 exons. Gene Ontology annotation, biological process: tRNA methylation. The coding region runs from base 145 to 1473 and encodes 442 amino acids. NCBI's taxonomy places the organism in Eukaryota, Viridiplantae, Streptophyta, Magnoliopsida, Sapindales, Anacardiaceae.
UUAAAUCGAAACUUAGAGGAGGGCCUGCCAGCUAAAUUUUCUCCCAAUUAAGCCCAUCUGUAAACAAGUUAGGGUUGAACUGAAGUGAUUCAAAUUAGGGUUAAUUGAAGUGAGUGAGUGUUAGAAUUUAGAAACAGAGCAAGAAUGGAGAAACGCUGCAAAUUCUGGCUUCCAAAGAAGAACCGGUUCUGUGCUAACCUCCCUCUCAACGAUUCUAUUUUCUGUGGCAAUCACAACCCGAGGUCCGAUAAUCAGUGGAUUCCAUGCCCAAUCGAUCCUUCUCAUUCUGUUCUCAAAGAAAACCUUGAAGGCCAUGUGAAGAGAUGCCCUUUAUUGAAACAAGUUCAAUCUUUGACUCUCCAACCAUUUUACCAAAAGGGCAUCAAUGCCGGAAAAGAAGAUGAAGGUGAACAAAUGGAUACCAACACAGUUGAAGAUAAUGUAACCUCUGAAAUGAAGCGGAAUACUGUUUAUAGCCUUACUGUUCCUGAAUUCCGUAAUUUGAUUAAAAAGAUUGAGUCAAUUCAUGAUUUAAUAUGUAAUGAUAUAAGGGAAUCAUUUAAGAUACCAGAAGCUUGCAAUUUGUGGAUUAAGAGAGAAGUAGACAGGAAAUUACCAUUUCAGGAGAAACACGUUGUGCAACAGGCAUCAAUUCUAGGGAACUUGGAAGAAUUUCGCGUAUUGAAGAACUCUGUUGGAAUGGAUCAAGAUGAUGAAGAAAGACCUGCAGUGGUUGAAUUUGGAGCUGGGAGAGGGUACUUGACACAAAUGCUUGCAGAUUGUUAUGGCACCGAGAGGGUCUUCCUGAUUGAAAGAAAGUCAUACAAGCUGAAGGCUGAUCGAUCCUUGCGACAGAAAGAGAGCUUGACAAUUGAGCGUUUGAGAAUUGACAUUGAGGAUCUGAACUUGAAUGCUGUGGAGUCUUUAAGGGGAAUUCCUUAUGUGGCUAUUGGUAAACAUCUCUGUGGUCCUGCAACAGAUUUGACUCUAAGAUGUUGCCUGGCCAGAGAAGUGAGUCAAGAAAAUGUUGAACAGAGCAGUGGUAAACACCACAUGAGGGGUCUUUCAAUAGCAACAUGCUGUCACCAUCUUUGCCAAUGGAAACACUACAUAAAUAAAAAGUAUGUAUCCAGUUUGGGGAUUGCCAAGGAAGAAUUCCAUGCAAUUACAUGGUUUACCAGCUGGGCAGUAGAUGCUGAUCAUGGUUCAGAUGAUUUUGAUGUUACUGAUAGCAAAUUGAAUUUGGAAUCUAUUGGGAAAGAAGUAGGUGGUGAGGUGACAGGAGGAGUUGAAGAAAUUGUGAGGAAUAUGAAAGCAGUUGAAAGGGCAGUGUUGGGAUUUAAGUGCAAGCAAAUAAUUGAUAUGGGGAGGUUGAUGUGGAUAAAGGAACGUGGGUUAGAAACAGAGUUUGUGAAGUAUGUCCCAGCAGCCAUCUCUCCUGAAAACCAUUUGCUGAUUGCCAGAUUCACUUGACUGAGCAACGGUGUAUUUUUUUUUUUUCUUUUUUAUAUCCGUUUGUUUUUGAGGUUGUAGGAUCAACAAUUUUGCCAAAUUUUGGUCGUAAGUUCGUAGUUUUGCUACAACAUAUUGUGGUUAACUACCAUCAUACAGUUGGAAGGCAGGCAGCAGAUGGUUGAGAACCGCGAUUCUUUUUCUGCCUGAAUAAAUUUUUAUUUGGACCAAGGUCAGCCACUGGUUACAACGACUUGUACAUAAUAGCAUAUGUACAAUUUCUUU